AUGAAUUUGCAGUGCCGGAAGUUUGGAGAGGUCGAGGAUAAUCAACCAUCUGCGAACUGCACGGUGAAACGCUUUUGGGAUAAAUGGCAGUUUUUGACGAUCCCGGAAGUUUACGUCUGCAAACCUCAUCAAUUCAACUUUAAAACUUUUUUCAACAUCACCCGGGAAGAGUCACUCAGGGGCGGAGUUUGCCAAGGAAUCGGCGAUAAUGUCAAGUGCUUCAUUCCGAAAGCGAUUCAGAAGACCUUUUUGAAUCUUGUUCUCUUCGCACUGACCUCUUUUGGUCUGGUCUUUGCUUCCCUCGAACUCGUUCUCACGAUCUUCAAGCAGAUCUACAGAGCUUACAAAGUGCUUUACAAGAAGGAACUACAGGAUAAGUCCAGAAAUCAACCCGAUUUAGAAAUCACCCAUCCAAUGGAAUUCCACGAGUUCAAGACUGGCCGACUCAUGUCGACUGAAGAAGAACCGAUCUUAGUCAGUUCUUCUUUGAAACGAAGAGACAACAACAACCGUCAUUUAUAA
Messenger RNA from Oikopleura dioica, 522 nucleotides. The record is from the annotation of a GenBank genome assembly. Lineage: Eukaryota; Metazoa; Chordata; Appendicularia; Copelata; Oikopleuridae.